Drosophila mojavensis is the source of this 1276-nucleotide messenger RNA. RefSeq lists its product as uncharacterized. Bases 906 to 1262 code for a protein of 118 amino acids. NCBI's taxonomy places the organism in Eukaryota, Metazoa, Arthropoda, Insecta, Diptera, Drosophilidae. The transcript has 2 exons. The record is from RefSeq and is a predicted model, not a curated record.
GGAGCAGCUGGAGGUGGAGGCAAAUGUUGAGCGAGCGCAACGGCAAACGCUCGCUCUUUGGAGCGCGCUCUCUCUUUGCUUUGUAUGAAUGUUUCCAUCCGUAUCUGUGUGUAUGUGUGUGUGCGUUGCUGCCACAUACUCUGAGGCCGCAAUGCGGCGCGCCACUUGGACAACGAACUCGAUAACAUUUUGAGGCAGUCUUCAGCUACACUUCGUAUUGAGCGUAUCGCGGCGGCGGUUACGAUGCGUUGCGCGUUGUAUCUUUAUUAUUAAUUAUUUGUUGUUGUUUAAUACUUAUUGUAUAUGAUUUCUUCGUAUGUGUGUGCGUGUGUGUGUGUAUAAUUGUAUCUCCGUGUAUGCGUUUUUUCAACUAUUACGCGCCCGCCUCUCGCUCUCCUCCGUGUCUAUCUGUGUGUGAGUGUGUGUGCCUGAGUGCGUUCGUUCGUCUCUCGAUUUGUGUGCUUGUGGUUCUGUGUGUGUAUGAGUGUGUGUGUGACCGUGUGUGUGCGUACGGUGCGUGUGCAGCGAUAGAAAAUUAUAAAUGCAACAACUGCAACAAAUUCAAAUAUUGCAAAAUGCCUGGCUAAUUUGCUGCUGGCAUCGGUGAAGUUGCUCGGUUUCAGGCUGCAGCCUCCCCCGCGACGCAAAAUAAAAUAAAAUACAAAUUGCAACAACAACAACAAGAAAUGUAAAGCAAAGUCAACAACAACAACAACAACAACAAAAUAUAUAUAAGCAGCCGCAGCAGCAGCAAAUAUCUAAAGUGUGCAUUCAAAUUCCAAAUCGUGCCUAAUCGUGCAGCAACUGCAACGUCUCGUGAUGCGACUGCAACAACAACAACAACAAAUACAGCUACAGCAACAAAAACGGAAGUGCAAGUGACGUAAUUUAUUGAAUGCGCCUAAAUGUCUUCCGGAAUUAAUUGUCGUGAAAUUUUCGUAUUUUUGGAAAUUUUGAUUUGGAAUCAAACAAAACAGAGAAAUCGACAAAACAAUGAGCAUAACAACAACAACAACAGCGGCAGCAACAACACCAACAGCAACAGCAACAACGGCGCCAGCGACAACAACAACAGCAGCAAACAACAACAACAGAAAAAUCACAGCAAACGCAGCAACGGCAACAACAACAACCACAAAGUCGCAGUGAAAGUGCUAAAUCAACCACAACAACAACAACUACAACAAGAGCCCAAAACUUCAAAAGGCAACAAUAUCAAAUUCGCCAGCCAUCAAAAUUUGCAUGUGCUGCAAAAGGGCUAAAAAAAAAAAAAUAU